AAGAGGAGGGGGAAGGAGGAGAAGGGACGCGGCAGAGCGGGGGGAAGACGCAUCAAAGGAAAACAAAGCAAAAAAAUAUAUAUACAUAUAUAUAUAAAAUCAUAAUAAUAAUGACUCCUAUAAUCAACACUACGCCUCUCUGCACACCAUAAUGGCUCCACUGUUUACCUACACAGUGUGCAAUAAAUGACGAGUCGCCCCACGAAGUGUACUCCAGCUUGAGAGAGAUGUCAUCUCCAGGCAUGGGCACCCCCACUGACCCCCUCCUGGUCAGUCCAGGAGGGAGGUUAUCCUCAGCUCAGGAAGGCCUCUGGAGGACCUCAUUACCCAAGACGGCCAGCUUUCCAACAUCCACCACAAGGCACCUCAGUCACAGAGCCAACAACUUCCAAAGACAGCCGAAGCGUAGGAAACUGAUAAGACCCUCACCGCCUCCCCCACCUAACACGCCUUGUCCCCUGGACCAGCUGGACCUCAGCGAGCUUCCUCCUAGACGGACCUUCCGUGAGCUACUCUUUAAUGGCUGCAUCCUGUUUGGGAUUGAGUUCAGCUACGCCAUGGAAACGGCCUAUGUGACACCUGUGCUUUUACAAAUGGGCCUGCCGGAUCAGUUCUACAGCCUGGUGUGGUUAGUUAGUCCCAUUCUUGGAUUCCUUGUUCAGCCUCUAAUAGGAGCAUGGAGUGAUCGUUGCACAUCCCGAUUUGGGAGGAGAAGACCCUUCAUUUUUGCUCUGGCUGUAGGGGCUUUAGUUGGUCUAUCCUUAGUUCUGAACGGUCGAGACAUUGGGGGCGCCCUGGCUGACACGGCAUCCAAUCACAAGUGGGGCAUCAUCCUGACAGUUUGUGGGGUAGUUUUGAUGGAUUUCAGCGCCGAUUCGGCUGACAACCCAAGCCACGCCUACAUGAUGGAUGUGUGCAGCCCUGAGGAUCAGGAUAGAGGGCUCAACAUUCAUGCAUUACUAGCAGGGCUGGGAGGAGGAUUUGGCUACAUUGUUGGUGGCAUUACCUGGGACCAGACACAGUUUGGAAAGUCCAUGGGAGGGCAGCUGCGAGUCAUAUAUCUGUUCACCAGCAUCACUUUGGUGUUUUCCACCACCAUGACUCUGAUGAGCAUCCCUGAGAGGCCGUUACCAAAGAGCCAACCAAACAGAAACUCCAGUAAGAACCAUCUGAAAAGCCCAAGCCUCCCUCUUCCUCCUUCUCCUCCUGUUCCCCCCGGAGCCAUGCUGGGGCUGGAUGAGGAAGAUGAGGACGGACUUUACAACUUCAGCUUUUCCAAGUCUCAUCCGGGUAAUUCUGACCCGUUGGCUCAUUCUUGCAGCGCCAAUGCACGUCUCUGCGCUGGCCUCACCAGCCCCAUAUCACCGUUGAGUCCCCUCACUCCAAAAUAUGGCAGCUUUCUAAGCAGAGAUGGCUCACUCACUGGCAUCAAUGAGUUUGCCUCAUCAUUAGGAACCUCCUACAUCGACAGUGUGCUUAUAGACUGCUACACAGGUCAACAGACUCCACCAGCACUGGCUUCGGACUCAACCACGAUACCCCUGCCUACAGGCGACUCCCCUCCUUCUGAGGAGUCCCAACAGAAAGCAGGUAACCCUCCUGAAGGGCAAUCUCAGGCUAAUGGGACGUCUAAUCUGACUUCAGAGUCUCAGGAGGCAGAGGGGCAUCAGACUGAGGGAGAUGCCCAAACCCAAGCUGCACCUCCAGGCACAGCUGUGUCUCACCCAGGGGUCGGGCCCCACCGGGGAUCCUCUGCUGGGAUCCUGAAGCGACCUCAAAGCCUGGCACUGAUCGAGGAGCCGACGGCAACGCAGAUUGUAGCACUGGAAAACGGACGGAGAAGAACAGUUACCUUCAGCCAACAGGUUGCAAAUAUUUUGCUAAACGGAGUGCGAUAUGAGAGCGAUCUUAGUGAAAAUAUGGAGACAGGAGAAUCCCAGUUGUCCAUGAAGCUGCUGUGUAUAGCCAUCUACAGAAUGCCUCCUUCUCUGAGGAGUUUAUGCACUAAUCAUUUUUUAGGUUGGUUGUCAUUUGAAGGCAUGCUGCUCUUCUACACCGACUUUAUGGGCGAAGUUGUGUUCGAAGGAGACCCCAAAGCGCCUCAUGACUCCGAUGCUUACCAGCGCUACAAUGCUGGCGUCAACAUGGGCUGCUGGGGCAUGUGCAUCUAUGCAUUCAGUGCUGCUUUCUACUCAGCCAUAUUAGAGAAACUAGAGGAACGUUUCUCGCUACGCACUCUUUACUUUUUUGCCUACUUGGCAUUUGGUUUGGGCACAGGCCUUGCAACACUCUCCACCAACCUGUACGUGGUGCUUUCGCUCUGCGUUACCUACGGCGUGCUCUUCUCCUCUUUAUGUACGCUGCCUUACUCCCUACUGUGUGAAUACUACCAGAGCCCUCAGUUCUGCGGCUCGUCCGAGGAGGGGACCAGACGCGGUAUGGGGGUAGACAUCUCUCUCCUCAGCUGUCAGUAUUUCCUGGCUCAGAUCCUGGUCUCUGUGGCGAUGGGACCUCUGACCUCACUGGUGGGCGGGGCUCAGGGGGUGAUGUACUUUUCAAGCCUGAUGUCAUUCGUGGGUUGCCUGUACUCCUCCCUCUGCGUGGUGUACCAGCUGCCCCCCCCUGAGGGUGAGCCCCCCGAAAGCGAGACCCAGCCGUUAUUGGCGCACAUUUAACGACGCCUCUUCAUUCACUUUACCUUUGCAAAAACAAAAACACACAACGGCGGUGUGCAAGUGCGUCUAACCUUAUAGCCAUGAUAGUGACCGACACACUGCACAUCGUGCCACACACUGUUUCAGCACAGCUCCAUAGAUUUGCCACUAAUCAGCAAUGCUCUCUCAGAGCCAGACAGACAGACAUUGGCCACAACUCUAACAAGCUUACACAUGACCAGUGUGUUCAUACAGUGUGUGUGCCCAUGCUUUUUUCUCACCUUUCUGCAGAAGAAUGUGACUUCUCUUUGAAUGUGUGUAUGUGUGACUGAGCUGAACUCCGUCUGAUUGUUCGCUGCAUCAUUUUUUCCCUGCUAGUUUGUAUGUUUGUCUUUAGGAUAGCAGUGUGAAUCACUUUGUGUAAGCUAACCACAGUUUUCCCCCCUUUUUUCCUUCCUUUGAUCAGUUGCCUAACAUCUGCAUGAGCUGUGCAGGGUGGUUCUUCAAAGCUUUUUGUUCAGUUUGUUUUUGCUAACAAGGCCAAAGGAAUGUCUACCUGCCUGUUUCUCUGAGUUACAGUACUUGUACCACACCUUAGCAGAAUUUCUUCCCCAAAAAGUGGAACCAGUGGCUGUUCAAACUGCUAAAAU
This is a messenger RNA of Cyprinodon tularosa, 3304 nucleotides long. RefSeq names its product solute carrier family 45 member 1 (gene slc45a1). Gene Ontology annotation, molecular function: sucrose:proton symporter activity. The transcript is spliced from 9 exons. Lineage: Eukaryota; Metazoa; Chordata; Actinopteri; Cyprinodontiformes; Cyprinodontidae. Gene Ontology annotation, cellular component: membrane. The record is from RefSeq and is a predicted model, not a curated record. Gene Ontology annotation, biological process: transmembrane transport. The coding region runs from base 228 to 2675 and encodes 815 amino acids.